CCGCCGAUGAGGACUCGAGCGGAGGAGUGACCCGCCCUCAUCGAGGUUCUCUGCCGCCAUCGUCCGGCAGCGUUUCUCCGGCCAACACUGGGACUGUUUUCCACAGCAGAGGCGGGCAGAGAGGAUGGGGAGCGUGCGAAGCCACCGCUAUAGCAUGGUGUCCGAGGAGGAGGACGGCACCAGGCUGGCCGAUGGCGCGGCGCCCAACGGCUACGGUGACAAAGACGUGCGCCGGCGGCAGAGCCGCUUUGUACGCAAGGAUGGCCACUGCAAUGUGCACUUUGUCAACAUGAGCGAGCAGGGCCGGCGCUACCUGGCGGACAUCUUCACCACCUGCGUGGAUAUUCGCUGGCGUUGGAUGCUGCUCAUCUUCUGCCUUUCCUUCCUGCUCUCGUGGUUGCUCUUCGGCCUGGUCUUCUGGUUGCUAGCACUCUCACAUGGCGACCUGGAGGCCGAGACGCAGACAUGCGUGUCCAACGUGGACAGCUUCACGGCCGCCUUCUUGUUCUCCGUGGAGACACAGACCACCAUCGGCUACGGCUACCGCUACGUGACGGAGGACUGCCCGGCGGCCGUAUUAACGGUGGUCCUGCAAAGCAUUGUGGGAUGCCUGGUGGACGCCUUUGUCAUCGGCGCCGUCAUGGCCAAAAUGGCCAAACCCAAAAAACGCAACCAGACACUGGUCUUCAGCCACCACGCCGCUGUGGCCAUGAGGGACGGCAAGCUGUGCCUCAUGUGGCGCGUGGGCAACCUGAGGAAAAGCCACCUGGUGGAGGCCCAUGUCAGGGCGCAGCUGCUCAAGUCACGCACAACGGCUGAGGGCGAGUUUAUCCCGCUGGACCAGGCCGACGUAGACGUGGGCUUCGACAGUGGCGUGGACAGAAUCUUCCUCGUGUCCCCCAUCACCAUCGUUCACCAGAUUGAUGUGGACAGCCCCUUCUACGAGAUGAGCAAGCAGGAGCUGGAGACAUCCCAGUUAGAGAUUGUGGUCAUCUUGGAGGGCAUGGUGGAGGCCACGGCCAUGACCACACAGUGCCGCAGCUCCUAUGUGGCCAGUGAAAUCCGCUGGGGCCACCGCUUCGAACCGGUGCUCUUCCAAGACCGCGACCGCUACAAGGUGGACUACUCGCGCUUUGACAAAACCUACGAGGUGUCCGGAACGCCGCAGUGCAGCGCCAAAGAGCUCGCUGAGAAGACACGCCGCGCCUCUGGCCCUGCCCACUCCUUUUGCUAUGAGAACGAGGUGGCUCUGGAAAAGAUGGAGGUGGUGGAGGACGGCGCCACAUGCCACAACGCUUCGCGCCACAACUCUUCGCGCCACAACGCUCCGUGCCACAACGCUUCGCGCCACAAUGCUUCGUGCCACAACGCCACGUGCCGCAACGCUUCACGCCGAGACACCGACCCGGGCAGUCUGCGCUCUUUGGAGUCGAGAUCUCUGACAGCUGAAUCGCAACUCUAAUAGCGCCCCAUUUGGAGACGGCAACCGACAAUCCUUGCAAAGUUUCCCGUCUCCGAAGGGUGGCGGCGAGAACGCAAAGUUGAGUCUUCCUUCAAACACACGCUGUGGCUUUCUAGCAGCGCCUUUGUGCCGUCAUUGUCACCACGCAACGACAUUGGAACUAGUGGCGAUCGUUGUGGAUCGCCAGCGUUUCUUCAAAGCUUGUCAUGCUUUCAAAAAUGCCACGGCAGAACUUUGGCCAAAGUUCCUCCAACCGCCCAGGGCACGCCAGGCCGACCGACCGUGCUGCCACAGCAUUCGGCUACGGCACCCUUUUGUACCUCAUCAUCGGUGGCUGCCCAACCCCCAUGUUUGGAUUGAAGCCACGUCAACUGACUGAAAGACUUACGGCGCUAGCAUCCCUUUGUGUUCCGCUUUUCUCCCUCCCUCUUAGUGCCGCCUGGCCUGAAAAAAGCAUGCACUUUAUCCAUUCUGCGCCACGGUCAUCCAAAGCAGUUUUGUCCCUUGG
Messenger RNA from Syngnathus typhle (broad-nosed pipefish), 1970 nucleotides. RefSeq names its product inward rectifier potassium channel 2-like. Gene Ontology annotation, molecular function: inward rectifier potassium channel activity. The record is from RefSeq and is a predicted model, not a curated record. The transcript has a single exon. Gene Ontology annotation, biological process: regulation of monoatomic ion transmembrane transport; potassium ion import across plasma membrane. Lineage: Eukaryota; Metazoa; Chordata; Actinopteri; Syngnathiformes; Syngnathidae. Bases 125 to 1462 code for a protein of 445 amino acids. Gene Ontology annotation, cellular component: plasma membrane.